UCUCUCUCUCUCUCUCUCUCUCUCUCUCUCAUGGUGUUUGUUUAUCUUAUCAUGUUUUUUUUGUUGUUGUUGUUGAUGUUUUUUCCACUGUUGUUUUUAUUUUUGUUGAUAUUGACAAUACAUUGAUCUUGUGAUAAAAACGAAAAAAAAAAAUUCCUGCAUUUUCAUUCGUUGCUUCGUUUAUUCCUUUCAUAAUUUGAUUUAAAUUUGUCCUGGCUGAAUUAUGUUCGACAAAGUUGAACAACAACAACAACAAAAUUUAUCAAUCAUCAAUCUUUUGAUCGAAAAAAAUCAUAUUUUUCUCUGUGAAAAAUCCUACACAAACUCUCUCAGUUCAACGUUGAACAACAAACAACUUUCCAUAUUCGGACAUUUAUGGUCAGCAGCAUUAUCAUCAUCAUCAAUUAUAAGAACAUUUCUUUCAUCAUUGCUGAUGAUUGGAACAGAUGAUGGAAGCAACAACAACGAUUUUGGAAUGAAAAAAUUACGUUAUUAUUUGCUUAUGAGCACAAAAACAAAUCAAAAAUAAUAAUAAUUUUCAAGAAUCAAUCGAUCGAUCGAUCGAUCGAUCAAGUGUUUCUAUCAUCAUCAACCUCAACAGUACAUCAUCAUUUUAAAUCGAUUUGAUC
Dermatophagoides pteronyssinus (European house dust mite) is the source of this 629-nucleotide messenger RNA. RefSeq lists its product as uncharacterized. Lineage: Eukaryota; Metazoa; Arthropoda; Arachnida; Sarcoptiformes; Pyroglyphidae. The record is from RefSeq and is a predicted model, not a curated record.